GUUUAUUGGAAGUUUGGACAUAAUUGCUUUCCAACACUGCCGCCAUUCAAAGGCGCAAUUUUCUUAAAAUCAUGCCACCGAAACGUGCCAAAAAACCGGCGAAGCCGGCACCUGUGGAGGAUGUAGCUGAUGAUCUAGAUCCCUCGCAACCAGUGCUUUACGUGGAGCACUGCCGAUCCUGACGCGUCUUUGGGCGUCGAGCGGAGGAGCUUCACGCUGCCCUCCGGGAGCGUGGUCUCCGGCAGCUGCAACUCCGCCUAAAUGCAGCCGGGGCACCACGCCGAGGCGCCUUCGAGUUGAGUUUGGACGCGGGACGGGGAACGCAGGAGCAGGUGCCGCUUUGGUCGGGUCUAAAGCGAGGGCCACCGCGUGCUCUCAAGUUUCCCACUGUGGACGAUGUAUACGAUCGGAUCAAUGCGAUUCUGGGUGUGGAGCAGCAGAACACGGAUCUUUCCAAUGAGCAUGACCCUCAGGAUGGUGAAUCCCAAAAGAAUCAGAAAUCCAAGGAUCCAUCCUUGCAGGAGUCAGUUAAAAUCGAUUUAAAGGAGGAUACGGCUUUAUCCAAAAAGAAGGAGCCAGCUAAAUCCGAAUCGAAGGAGGUUGUGAAACAGAAAUCCGAGGAGGAGCCACCCAAAAUCGAUUUAAAGAAGCAAGAGAAGGAAAAACCAUCCAAGGAGUUGCCCAAAACCAAGAGCAAGAGACAGCCAAAAACCCAGAGGAAGCCGGCAAAAACCGACAAAACCCAAAAGGAUAACAGUGAGGAGCAGCCACAUACAAGCCAGAAACGCAAGCGACCCACCAGAUCGUCCACAGAUGAAUCUUCAAGCAGUCCCAAACGCAGGAAGUAGUUGUUUUCCAGAGAAAAUCGUCCAGCAAUAGAGCCUGAUGAACGAUGGUUGGUAAAUCCUCUCGAGGAACCGACCAUUGAGAAUACCCUUUGCCUUUGCUGGGUGCAAUUUAUGUUUGCCAAAACAACAAGAAAAACACUGCGCAUUUGUUAUUACAAAAUAUAUUAAAACAUCUUAGAAACCUA
This is a messenger RNA of Drosophila elegans, 1033 nucleotides long. Its product is annotated as selenoprotein BthD. Gene Ontology annotation, cellular component: Golgi apparatus. The record is from RefSeq and is a predicted model, not a curated record. The transcript is spliced from 4 exons. Lineage: Eukaryota; Metazoa; Arthropoda; Insecta; Diptera; Drosophilidae.